This is a messenger RNA of Thunnus maccoyii (southern bluefin tuna), 2016 nucleotides long. Its product is annotated as nuclear autoantigenic sperm protein (histone-binding). Gene Ontology annotation, molecular function: histone binding. The coding region runs from base 123 to 1850 and encodes 575 amino acids. Gene Ontology annotation, biological process: DNA replication-dependent chromatin assembly; CENP-A containing chromatin assembly. The record is from RefSeq and is a predicted model, not a curated record. Gene Ontology annotation, cellular component: nucleoplasm. The transcript is spliced from 15 exons. NCBI's taxonomy places the organism in Eukaryota, Metazoa, Chordata, Actinopteri, Scombriformes, Scombridae.
GCCUUCUUUUCUCUAUUUAAGCGCGCCAACGAAGACACAGGAGGUCCAUCUGUACUUCAUUCAAGCUGCACCAGACCGUCGGUUUUGUGUCUCUCUGCCGUCUCUACUGUCCUCCUGAAAGCAUGCCAGAGGAAACGUCCGCCGCGUCCAGUUCCGGGAGUGUGGAGGAGAAGCCGUGCUCCUCGUCAGCGGCUGCAGCAGACAGCUCUGUUGACGUCAUGGAGGAGGCAAAGAAGCUGAUAGGCACAGGGAACAGGCAUCUCGUGAUGGGAGAUGUUGUUUCCGCUGUCAGUGUCUUCCAGGACGCCUGCGGCAUGUUGGCUGAGAGGUACGGGGACACUGCAGAUGAGUGUGGUGAGGCCUUUUUCCUGUGUGGGAAGUCCCUACUGGAGCUUGCCAGGAUGGAGAACACUGUCCUCGGUAAUGCCCUGGAGGGAGUCCCAGAAGAAUCUGAGGAAGAGGAGCAACCUAGCAACCCAAAUAUUGAAAGUGCCAACAACCUGGAUGAAAAAACUAGAGAUGAGCUACGAAAGCAGGUGUAUGAUGCGAUGGCAGAGGAGGAAAAGACUGAGGCAGUUGACACUAAGCUGGAGUCAGAGGGUGGGAAGAUCUUCACUGAAGUGAAAAAGGAAAACGGUGUGGCGAAGUCCCCAGCCAAACACGCUGUUAAUGGAUCAGAGAAACCCCGUGUUUCACCUGUAAACGGGGAAGAGAAGAGUACAGUCCAGGAAGACAAAGUGAAUGGAGUUGAGAAGAGCCUGGGUGCUCUGAACGGUGUGGGGCAAAGUCCUACUGGGUCUCCUGGAAAAGAAACCGUGACGGAGAACAAGGUUGAAGUUUCAAAAGAGCUGAAUGGCGAGAAGACGGAGGCAAAGCCAGAGGAAGGAGAAGACGAGGGAUCCAAACCAGAGGCUGAACAGGAUGAGGAGGAACCAGAGGAUGAUGAUGACGACGAUGAUGAUGAUGAUGACGAUGAGGAUGGAGAGAAAAAUGGUGACGAUAAGGAAGAGGAAGAAGUUGGAAAUUUGCAGUUGGCAUGGGAGAUGCUGGAGGUAGCGAAAGUCAUCUACAAAAGAAAGGAAAGCAAAGAUGACCAGCUAAUGGCAGCCCAGGCAUAUCUGAAACUUGGAGAAGUCAGUGCUGAAUCAGGUAACUAUCCUCAGGCGCUAGACGACUUCCAGGAGUGUCUCACCCUGCAGCUGAAGCAUUUGCCUCCUCACAGUCGUCUGCUGGCUGAGACCCACUACCAUGUCGCAACUACGCUGUGCUACAUGGAUCAGUACAGCCAGGCCAUCCAGCACUACAACAGCUCCAUAAAGGUCAUCGAGACCCGCCUGGCCAUGCUGCAGGAGGUGAUAGACGCAGCAGAGGGUGCAGACGGGGCAGCGGAAGAGAAGACUGAGAUAGAAGAGCUGAAGCGGCUUCUGCCUGACAUCAAGGAAAAAGUGGAGGAUGCCAAGGAAAGCCAGAGAACAGCCAGCGCCGCCUCCCAUGCCAUCCAGCAGACGCUAGGCGGUGCCUCAACCUCCUCAGCAUUCCUAUGUGAAAACGGGGGCCCUUCAUCUUCAUCAUCAUCUUCAUCUGCAUUUGCAACAGUCAGCACGAUCCCAGUUAAAUCAUCUGAUAGCGCCUCGUCUUCCAAAGCCGUCUCCGACAUCUCCCACCUCGUCAGGAAAAAGAGGAAACCAGAGGAGGAGAGCCCAGUAAAGGACACUGAUGCUAAGCAGGCGAAACAGGAAGCCACAGUUAAUGGCAGUGGGGGUUCUAGUGCCAGCAACGGCAAUGGAGUCCAGGAGGAAAAAUCACAGGAGCCUGCCAACCAGUCAGCCUCUGUCAAGUCUUCGGCGUGAUGAUCCUCGCCUCCUUUCCUGAUCUUCAAAAACCAGCACAGCAUGCCUGUCGAGCCCCUCCACCUACAACACUUUUGUUUUUGUAAAUAAGAUCCAUUUUCAUAGAUUUGUCUGUCCAGUUUUGUAUACUUGUAGUAAAAAAAGAAUAAAGAAUUUGCAAAAGUAA